ACACGCCUGUCCUCCAUUGCCCAAAUCUCACAUCUGAAGGUUAAAGUCUGUCUGUCUCCAUCACACCGCUCUUCAAUACAGCGGUACCUUCGUAUCGUCUCCCUCUUCUCGCUCAUAAUUUGUAGAAAUAUUAACACAACAUCAUGUCGAUAUUUGGUGAAGUCCCGCAAGCUGUUCCUGUCGCAGUGUUUAAACUGUCAGCAGAUUUCCGUGAAGAUCAGAAUCCCAGCAAGGUGAAUCUAGGAGUCGGAGCCUACAGGACAGAUGAAGGUCAGCCCUGGGUUCUGCCUGUGGUGAGAAAAGUGGAGAAGAUGAUCGCUGAUGACCAUAGUUUGAACCACGAGUACCUGCCCAUUCUAGGCCUGCCAGAGUUUCGUUCAAGCUCAUCUAAGAUCGCUCUGGGUGAAGACAGUCCUGCCAUCAAGGAUAAUCGGGUAGGAGCUGUGCAGUGUUUAGGUGGCACUGGUGCUCUGAAGAUCGGAGCCGAGUUUCUUCGCCGUUGGUACAAUGGAACUGACAACACAAAAACUCCAGUUUAUGUGUCUGCACCCACAUGGGAGAACCACAAUGCUGUUUUCUCUAACGCUGGAUUUGAGGACAUCCGUCCAUACAAAUACUGGGAUGCAGCGAAGCGUGGACUCAAUCUGGAAGGUUUUCUGGGUGAUCUAGAGAGCGCACCUGAUCACUCCAUCUUUGUGCUGCAUGCCUGCGCUCACAACCCCACUGGCACAGAUCCCACCCAGGACCAAUGGAAGCAGAUCGCCGAUGUCAUGAAGCGAAAGAGUCUGUUUGCCUUCUUUGAUUCAGCCUAUCAGGGUUUUGCCUCAGGAAAUUUAGAUAAGGAUGCCUGGGCUGUCCGCUAUUUUGUGUCACAAGGUUUUGAAUUGUUCUGCGCCCAGUCGUUCUCGAAGAACUUCGGUCUGUACAAUGAGAGAGUGGGGAACCUGACUGUCGUAGCCAAAGACCAAGACAAUUUGACCCGUGUAUUGUCUCAAAUGGAGAAGAUUGUUCGAAUCACCUGGUCCAACCCUCCGUCCCAGGGUGCACGUCUGGUUGCCAUCACACUCAACACCCCUGAACUCUUUGCUGAAUGGAAGGACAAUGUGAAGACCAUGGCAGACAGAGUCCUGCUCAUGCGUGCUCAGCUGAAGGAAAAACUCAAAGCACUCGGAACUCCAGGAACCUGGGAGCACAUCACUGAACAGAUCGGCAUGUUCAGCUUCACCGGACUCAACCCUAAGCAGGUGGAGUACCUGGUGAAAGAAAAACACAUUUAUCUAAUGGCGAGUGGUCGGAUCAACAUGUGUGGCCUCACCACCAAGAACAUCGACUACGUGGCCGAGUCCAUUCAUGAGGCUGUCACUACAGUCCAAUAAGCACCUUUACCACACUUCCUGUUUGUGUGUGUGUCCACAGGAACAUAGAUACGCACAGACACACACACACACACACACACACACUGAUACACACCUUCACUCACCAGCUUUGCUGGUCUAAUUUUCUCAUCAGCAUUUCAACAUUCUAUUUUAACUGUAAUUAUAAAGAAAUGAAACGGUCCCAGACGAUAUAUAUAUAUAUAUAUAUAUAUAUAUUUCCUUCGCCUUUCUCCUGUGUUUUCAGAAGAGAGUAUGUUGAAAUAUUAUCCGUGGUGUUCAUUUAAAUCUUGUUUCUAUGAAUAAGCACUUUGUGGUGGGAUUUACAGUCAACCAAAUGGCUCUCUGGAUUUCAUUAACCUGGUCUUAGGUUAAAUUCAAACAGGUUCAUGUGACUGGAUCAGUUAUAGACAACCUUUGAGUUGUUGGGUGGAACGGGUAGAAACUAGCCUUUAUUAACUUGUUGAAUUUUAUCAUCAUGUGUCUGAAAAUUUCACUGUAUUGAGUGCUGAACCGUAGGACGAUGUGCAUGUUUUAUGAUCUAUAUGUCUGUAUUGUUAAAACAUGCACACAGAGACGACUCUAGAACUUGAAUGAUGGGGGCAUUAGAUUGUGUUAAACUGUCAAUUCCUGAUGCUCUUACCUCAAAUGAAAUGGCUUGAAGAAACAUUUUACCUUGAAAUCCAAUUUUUGUGAUUCUGUUUUAAACUUAUUGUGACUAGUUAAGACAACAGAGGAAGAAACCUUGUAUAGUGGUCUGUGAAGAGGUGCAUUCUGGGAUAUUGGAUCUCUGACAGCUGAAAGAGAGUGAAUUAUACAGAAAAGUGAUUUGGGGGUUGAAUAUUCCUUUAAGCUUUUCAUCUUUGAUGUUCUGGUAAUUCUGGGUUGUGAAGAGCCCAGGCGUUGUUUUGCACUUUAUUUUCUGAUGUCUUUUUAAUGUGCUGAUUCUGGUCCAUCACUUUCACUACCGUGUUCAGGCUCAUUUGUGCAAUGUAGGACCGUUUAAUGAAUGUGCAGCCAUUUGUCCAAGUACAUUACUGACCCACCCAGCUUAGUCACAAAAGAUCAAACCUCUCUAGGCGUAUAAAAACUAUUUUGAGCACAACUAUACUAAUCAAUGUGCAUUGAAAUAAAAGAAGUAAAUAAACAUG
This is a messenger RNA of Onychostoma macrolepis, 2524 nucleotides long. It is a transcript of the gene got1, whose product is annotated as glutamic-oxaloacetic transaminase 1, soluble. The record is from RefSeq and is a predicted model, not a curated record. Gene Ontology annotation, molecular function: L-aspartate:2-oxoglutarate transaminase activity; pyridoxal phosphate binding. Bases 144 to 1376 code for a protein of 410 amino acids. Gene Ontology annotation, biological process: L-aspartate biosynthetic process. Gene Ontology annotation, cellular component: cytosol. NCBI's taxonomy places the organism in Eukaryota, Metazoa, Chordata, Actinopteri, Cypriniformes, Cyprinidae. The transcript is spliced from 9 exons.